Messenger RNA from Glarea lozoyensis ATCC 20868, 1440 nucleotides. RefSeq lists its product as uncharacterized. The record is from RefSeq and is a predicted model, not a curated record. The transcript has 3 exons. Gene Ontology annotation, cellular component: SAGA complex. The coding region runs from base 1 to 1440 and encodes 479 amino acids. Lineage: Eukaryota; Fungi; Ascomycota; Leotiomycetes; Helotiales; Helotiaceae.
AUGGAUUUCAAUUCAGACCUCAUACCGGAAAACCUGAGACCGGGGAAGAACGAUACCGGUCUGCAGCGCUUCUUGGGAUCCAUCGGGAAUUCGCCGAGAAGAAGACCUGGACUUGGGAAUUCGAACCCGUCUGCUGGUUCAGCCACGCCCACGACAAGACCCUCGCUUAGAUCAAGUACAUCGAUACAAAGCUCGAAUUCCACUGCUCAAACAGAGACACGGCCUACCAGCGUAGAGACAAGGUCUCCCAACGAAGAAACACCCGAACGGCAACCUAGCAAAAAGAUUGUAAAACUCCCUAUAGCCGUACAUCUCACUGGUGGGCAAGUGAAACGCGCGAAGCAGAUAGUUAUAUCCGACCAAGAGUUGUACACGACCACUCAAACAGAUACGCGAUACACCACCGAAGAGACCUCUACAAGGCAAGCCAGCGAAACACCUUCAACAAUCUCUUCGCCUACUGACGAGGAAACAGAAGGUAUGUCUGCUCGACCUCCUCGUGCAAGAGGCGGCCGUGGAGGCGUUAAUGACCAAGGAGAAGAACAAGCACUAUGGAACGACUUUCGUGGAGAUUUCGCGCAGCUCCAAUCUAUGGAGCAGAGAUCGGCAGUUGUUGUGGAGCUCAUAUUCGAGAAGCAAGAACGGAUGCAAGCUUUCAAGGAUCUCGGGAAAAAAAUUCCGAUAUCUGAUAUAGAUGAACUGGAUAAGCUGUAUCGCGAAAAUGUGAGCAUCGCAGAGAAUAUGAAGACGAUUCUAGGUAGCGAUGGUGGCAGUGGAGCAGUACAGAAUCUUGGCAUUCUCAAAGCUCUUGUUGAAAAUAACGAGAAUACAAGAGAGGACGUCACGACAUCGCGCGGUUCUACUUCUCGGGACUCUCACUCAAGAUCGGCAGUUGAUCCAUUUGACGGACCAUCAGCGUCUCCUGGCCCUUCGGCCGCCGAAAAUCGACAGGUUAGAAAGCUUGGUGGCGGCAAUGCUCGAACUGGAAGCCAACCUCCACGGAAUCUGGAUGUGAUUAUCCCCUCUGAGCCUGCGGAAAGGAAUGCGGACAAAAAAAAGUCACCUAUUCUGUUGGAGACGAAGUUGCUUUCAAACGAAAAAUGGGGUAUCGUCACGAGAGUGAUUGGAGAGGGCAAAAGUCGUCGUUACGAAGUUCGAGAUCCUUAUCCAGACGACCUCAACCAAGACAAUUUGUAUAAAUCUUCAGCUUCUCAGAUGGUUCCUAUUCCCAAGCCAAACCUCAAGCUGGAUGAUUACGAGGUCGGAAAGCGGGUUCUUGCCCUUUACCCUGGAACGUCAACUUUCUACCGAGCCGAUGUUAAACGUAUGGUAGAUGGGGAGAACGGAAGGGAGGUCUUGCUACUUUUCGAGGAGGAAAUCGAGGGCCAACAAGAGAAACAAGUUGAUCGUCAACAUGUUCUUGAUCACAAGGGAGUAUGA